Messenger RNA from Cladocopium goreaui, 1722 nucleotides. The record is from the annotation of a GenBank genome assembly. NCBI's taxonomy places the organism in Eukaryota, Dinophyceae, Suessiales, Symbiodiniaceae.
GCUGUUUCCCACAAAAAUCUUCGUUCCCAGAAGCGAAGAACGCUCCGUUUUUUUUGACCGCGCGGACGUGUCGCCUGCCUCGCCUGCCUCGCCUCCGUCGCCUGCCUCGCCUGACUGCGGAGGUUCCUGUCGAUGACGCAAGACAUGAGAGAUCCAUGGACGGAGGAGAGUGAUCCGUGGCAACAGCAAGCUCCAAAGACGCAGCCCACCAGCUUCACUCCGCCCGCACCUGGCGUGAACUAUGGCAACGGAUUUCCGGCAUAUCAGCAGCCUGCCAAUAGUCCAACCUUGGCUGCAAAGAAAAGCAAGUGGCGAGAUCCUCAAAGCAACGUCUACACCAUGACCAUCAACGGUGAUGAAGUCUUCUUGGAAGGGGAGGUUCUGCAGGGAGGAAAAUCGACAGGAACCCUCAGGGAGGGUGUGCUGGAGAUAGCGGCCUUGCCUGGAAGGCACCACUACAGUGAGAGCAAGAUUACCUUGGGGGGUGUCUUUGCUGGAUUGGCGUGGACUCGACUACCAGAUACGGAAAAUGGAGGCAACCUUCGUGCCAAUGCACCCGCCUGGAACAUGCCAGACGCACUGAAUGGCACUCAACAGAACGGCUAUGCACAGCAGCCGACUUCCGAGUGGGACCAGCAGGAAUACGCUCAGCCUCAGCAGAACUAUGCUCAGCCCCAGCAGGAAUACGCGCAGCCUCAGCAGAACUAUGCUCAGCCCCAGCAGGAGUACAGUCAGCCGCAGAACUAUGCUCAGCCCCGGCAGGAGUACAGUCAGCCGCAGCCGACUUAUGAUGCUUGGAACGACACGCCGACGCCUGCAAACAAUGGCACCACGGGCUAUAGUUAUGACAAUUCUCAGCCGCAACAAGAGAGUGCAGCGCAAGACGCCUGGGGCACCUGGGGUGCUACCACCGGUGCCGCUGCACCGGCGGAGCCCGGGAACGCCGGGAACGCCGGGAACGCCUGGGCCAACUACAGCAGCUCUGCGCCCACCGACACGGCCGACGCCACGGGCGGCUGGGAAGGCUGGGGUGCGGCCAACAACGACAGGGCGAAUGAGAGCUGGGAAGAAGCCGAGAAGAGACGCUUUGCAAACUACUGGAGAGACUUCAAAGCAGUUCAGGAGUGGUAUAUCCAACAAGGAAAUCCUCCAGGGAGCAACAUGUCUGCGGAUCCCUUCGAAGGUUGCCGACAAAUGGUAGGUGAGGGAGCAGACUUUAACCUCUACGAAUCGGUGUCCACGAAAGUCAGCGGGAACAAUGCUGACAACAUAACGAAACUCGCGGAUUUCGAUGAUCUCUGGCAUCGCUAUCCAGGACGGAUCCCGGAUUCUCUCUGGGCCAACAUGCAGAAGUGUGGCUUCAAAACGCCCACACCGGUGCAAAGAUAUGCCAUUCCGAUUGGCCUCGAAGGCCGGGACAUGAUGUGCUCUGCACAGACCGGCAGCGGCAAGACGGCAGCAUUCCUGAUCCCCAUGCUGGCCAGCAUGAUCAAACACCACAAGGCGGUGGGCAGUCUGGAAGAGCCUUUCCAGGGAGCGUGCAAGCCGGAUACGUUGAUCCUGACACCCACACGAGAGCUAUGUAUGCAGACCUACGAGGACGCACUGAGAUUUUGCUACAACACCCCACACCGAUGCUACCGAGUCUACGGUCAGCAGAACGCUAAGACGCAGCUGACUGAACUGGCAAAAGGUGGGCAACAAUUUCCACCCCACAGUUAA